AGAAAUCAAAAAGUUUAGUGGUGAUUGGCAAUAAACUCAAUUGUUGUGAAGAGGAAGUUAGAAUACUACAAAAAGAAUUGGAGGAUAAAACAAAAAAAUUAGACUUAGACAGCCAAAAAAUUAGAGAACAGGGAGAAAAGAUUGAAAGAUUAGAAAGUAAACUUUAUUAUUCUCUUGAAAAAGAUUUACCUA
Molecule: messenger RNA, 192 nt
Organism: Entrophospora candida
Lineage: Eukaryota; Fungi; Glomeromycota; Glomeromycetes; Entrophosporales; Entrophosporaceae
Source: the annotation of a GenBank genome assembly